AUGACUCCAUCUCGUUCCCAUUCCCGUGCCCAUUUCCACGCCCACGCCCACGCCCGUUCGCCCUUUCAUCGAUUUCAACACAGACCGCUCCAUGCGCGUGACCCCGAGCAACAAUCCUCCGCCGACGACGCAGCCAAUGACGACUCUAAGAAUCCCCUCGAGAUCACAGAACGCGCUCUCGCUGAGCACAAUUCGGGCGAGCUCACCGCACAGGUCGUCGUCAAUGCUGUAGCAAGUCAUGACCAGGGCGUGCUCGUUACCCAUGUCCGCCAGACGAUUUCGCUCGUUCAGUACGUUGACCCGCGUGGUUCGCCCUACGAGACCAAAACCGUUUCUGCUGCGCCAGACACCGUUGUUGUCGAUUCCAAGUCCGGCAAAACUAUUGCCAUUUUUGGCGGCUCUCAGUCAGACAGCGCCCUUCGUGGGUCUGCCCCAAGCAGAGGCGAACAUACUGUACCGUCUCGCGGCUCAAUCACAUCAACAUGGCCGGCGACCCUAACCCCCACGUCUACGCCCGAGACUGCCACCACCAAAACCGCCUACCCCAGCGCUGCUGACAUUCGAAACUCAACAAACUCCACCAUAUCUGGAAACUCGUUAUUCACUGCCCCUUCCAACAGUUCGUCAUCACAUCAAUUCCUCUCUAGCUCUGUACCGAUAUCGAUCAUCAAUUCUUCAACAACCUCCGUAACGAACAGUAACUCGAAAUCUACCCACUCCACCCUCUUGGCAUCCUCCUCCUCGUCGUCGUCGUCGUCGUCUUCCCCUCCAUACGUCGCACCGGGCAGUGGCUUUGGCACCGUCACAGCUCCCGGUACUCUGCAAACUAGGCCGCCGGAAACCGACCCUGGCAGCGGAGAAAACUUGACGCCUCAGCAGAAGCAGGUCAUCGGUGGUGUGGUUGGCGCCGUGGCUGGCGUAGCAGUUAUUGGUUUACUACUGAUGCUACUCCUCCGUUGGAAGAAAAAGAAGGGAGGCUCUUCCGUGUUGGACGACCAGCCCGGGGCAACAUCAUCACGAGCCCUAGGAGCCGGCUUAUCGGGCAACAGCGGACCAGGACGAGCCAUGACGGAUAAGAGAGCAGCUUCUGGCGCCGUUGCCGCCGCUCUUGCCAGCCUGUCGGGAACCCGGGAACCACAAACCUCACAUUCUGCAGACAGCGGAGAACGGGGAUUCUACCGGGUAUCGGGCAGAAAACUCCCCUCUGUGUUGCGCAACGGGGGAGACGGAUACACCGACCCUAGAGGGAGUGCAACUAGCGGCAGCUCGGACUACCAUCGAGGCUCGCAGGCCUUUGAGCCAAAAUCUUCAGCCGGGGGACAGUUGGCCCUGGGAGCACCCAUGCGACCUGUCAGCGGUGUUCCCAUCAUUCGAUCCGGCCCAGCGAGAUUACCCAUAACCCAGAACCCAUUCGCCGAUCCGCAUGCUCUACCGGACGGUUUACCAUCGGGGACACUCGGUUCCCGCGAAAGCCCAAAAGCCUCGGGAUCAAAAUUUCAAGAGAAAAUCUAG
This is a messenger RNA of Metarhizium album ARSEF 1941, 1512 nucleotides long. RefSeq lists its product as uncharacterized. Lineage: Eukaryota; Fungi; Ascomycota; Sordariomycetes; Hypocreales; Clavicipitaceae. Bases 1 to 1512 code for a protein of 503 amino acids. The record is from RefSeq and is a predicted model, not a curated record. The transcript has 2 exons.